Mesorhabditis belari is the source of this 435-nucleotide messenger RNA. NCBI's taxonomy places the organism in Eukaryota, Metazoa, Nematoda, Chromadorea, Rhabditida, Rhabditidae. The record is from the annotation of a GenBank genome assembly.
AUGAUUCCUGAAGCUCUUUCAAAUUUUUAUUUCCGCUUAGAUGAAUUCGAGAAGAAACUCGAGAUUCAGGCUGGCGGUUUUGGGGAAGUCUCCUACAAUAAGUUGAACAACCAAGAUGUAGCCAUAAAAAUGAUGAAAGAUCCGGAGGAGAUUCUCGAGGAAGCAAAUAAGCAUAAACAUGUCAAAGAUUGCAAGUUUAUUGUUGAGAUACUCGGAAUCAUUUUUGAUGAGGCUGAUUCGCCGAAAGGUUUGGCACUUGAGUUGUGCUAUUUGGGAACGCUUUAUCAAGUGAUUAUGGGCUGGGAAGUGCACACACUUUACAACAUCGCUCAUAUCGUCGUUUGGAUGGAGCAAUUGGCUUCGGUGUUGCUCUACUUGAAAGAGAAAAAGCUCGUUCAUCGGGAUCUCAAGCCUCUCAAGAGAGAUCAGGAAAAA